Molecule: messenger RNA, 1601 nt
Organism: Erpetoichthys calabaricus (reedfish)
Lineage: Eukaryota; Metazoa; Chordata; Cladistia; Polypteriformes; Polypteridae
Product: testis-expressed protein 264 homolog
Exons: 4
Coding region: 389-1378 (329 amino acids)
Biological process (GO): protein-DNA covalent cross-linking repair; reticulophagy
Cellular component (GO): replication fork; autophagosome membrane; endoplasmic reticulum membrane
Source: RefSeq, a predicted model, not a curated record
CCCUUCAGCUGACAGCCCGGUAACGCAACACGCCGGACGGCACCACGUGUCGAGCGCGGAGGGAGAGCUUGAGCGCGGGACGAACAAACCGCUGGUUCGGCGGCCAACACCGCAGCUCGCAGACUGCCGCCGAAGCUCUCCCGAACCCACGAAGCCCCUGCGCCGGCGGCGGCAGAACGAGCGGGUCGGGCGCGGCGUACGGAGGCCGUCCUUGGCUAACCAUCCCCCCCUCCACACACCUCCACCAGCACCGCCCGCCGCGCCCGAGCAGACAGGAAGCCGCGCGGCGUGUGGCGGUGUUUGGGGAAGUAAGUAGCGGACUCUCGAACACGAGCGGAGGGACAGCCUGCGGUCGGCGUGUCUUCAGCGGCCCUCCCCGGCUCGCAGCAUGUCAGACCUGCUCCUGCUGGCGCUCAUCUCCCUGCUGCUGGCGACUCUGCUGGCGUCGGUGCUGGGACUCGCCGUCUACUCCGGGCUCGGCGCCGAGGUCGCCAUCCGGACGGGGUCGCCGCCCGUCAAGAGCAUCACCGUGGCCUACAAGUUCCGCCGGGGGCCCUACAAGGAGUGCGGCGCGCUGUUCACGGAGAGCUGCAGCAUCGGCCCGCGACUCCGCUCCAUCGGCGUCUUCUACGACGACCCCAAGCAGGUGCCUGCGGAGAAAUGCCGCUACAUUGUGGGCAGCAUAUUAAGCGAAGGAGAGGAGACGCCCUCUGACGAGUUGGUGCGGCUCUACGAGAAGUUUGGCUUCAAGAUGUUCUCCUUCCCCGAGGUCACCCACGUCGUCAUGACGGCCUUCCCCUUCAGGACGUUCCUGUCGCUCUACCUGGCCAUUCGGCGAGUGUAUCCCGCUCUGGAGGGCUACAUCAAGGAGCGGAAGUUGUGUGCCCAUCCCUUCCUUGAGAUAUACCAUGGGGAGCUCAUCUAUUACGUGUGCCCGCUGGCCAGGCAGGAUGACUUUUAUGUGCCCGAGGUGAGAGAAGCGGAGAAGCAGCUGAAGGACAUCGUGGAUGACGACCGACGCACUGACAUCACAGGUAACGAGUGCCCGGGUUGUCAGGGUGCCGAUUCGGCGAGUGACACGAGUUCCUUUGACCGAGAUGCCGCCUCUGACAGCCGGGGGUCCUCGCUGGCGACGUCGGUGGCCUCUUCCAUGACGCCACUGGUGAGCUACCGGGAGCAGGAGGAUGGAGACAACUUCAGUGACAAGAGUGACAAGGGCUCGAAUGACUCGGCGGCCAGCGGCUCCUCUUUCGAAGAGCUGGACCUCGAGGGAGUCGACGAUGGGAAGGACGUUGUGCCAUCUGACCGAGAGUUGGUGAAGCACAAGGACGGCCUGCUGGAGUUGAAAGAGUCGAGUGCGGCCACCGGCGAGGAGUAGAAGAGCGGUGGCAUCGGGCACAAAGGGACCACCGAUGAUAGGAGUUUCAGUAGUCUUAGCGUGUUGUGGUCUCCGGACCGCAGGGGCGGCGCAGCGUUGGCAUUCUGUGUCCGCGUUUGUCCUUUGUGUCAUUCUCCCUCGUCACUGAAUGUUUGAUGGUGUCGCGGUCGUCCAUAUCCCCCUCAUUUGAUCUCUGGUUCUCAAUUAAAUGUGGUUUGCUGUU